CUCGAUCUUGAUUCAAUAAUGUACUUUUUCGCUCUAAAAGCCAUCCUCGAGCUCGCACCGCUCCUCUCAGGCCUCCUCCCACAGUUUCAACACACAAAUCAUAAUCAGGAUCAUCACAAUCAUACAACGCCCUCAGCCUACAAGACAAAAAGCAAGUCACACCAUGUCACAAAUCAUGAGUACCAACAAUGAAUGCAACGAGCAGCAGCAGAAAGGAAAAGCCAAUGGAGGAAAGUUCUCAGUUCCUGUUGACUUUCCAAACCAUCCAGGUGGCCAGGACACCUUGAAUGGCGCCCGUGGCCACACCCACAAAGAGUUUCUCUUUUUGACAUCUCACAUUGGAUUGGACCUGGAUGGGCGCAUUGCCCAGGUAGCCAAGAGCAGAGGGAUGGCUCUCCCUCAACGAGGAGAAGCCUACAAUGAAAUCCAUGGGGCUCUCUGUCGUAUCAUCCAAGAGCACCCUGAACAAGUGACAAUAUAUCGUGUUUGGUGUCUCUUCUUGACAGUCAUGUUUCCUACAGGCAUCAUUGGCUUUACCGUAACAGGCAGUCGUUGGUGGGCAGCCAUUUUGGGCUUUGUUCAUGUGAGCUAUAGUUUCAACAUCUUUCACAUGCGCCAUCACAGUGGUGGCAAAGUCUAUGGCAUUGGCUGGUUGGACAAACUGACUGAGCCCAUUUAUGACUUUUUGGAUCGCACCUAUUGUUUUAGCAUUGAGGGCUGGAGAAAACUCCACAAUGAAAGUCAUCAUUUGGUCACCAAUGAUCCAACCAGUGAUUACGACAUCCUUUCGACAGUCGGGAAGGGAUUCAGAAUCCAUCCUGAUAUUCCUUACCACCCACACCACCGGUUCCAACCAUACUAUCUGCCAAUAUUGCUGGCUCUGAAUGGACUUACAUUUUCCAUUAGCAACGUGAAGAAACGUGGAGGACAUCCAGUUUUCUGCAUGAUUUACUGGAUCACUCUGUUCAUUUUGCCAACCUAUUUGCAUGGAUGGCAUGCACUGAAGACAAUGGUUGCCACCAUAAUGCUGUUUAUUGGAUUGCUGAUUACGCAUCUCUUUCAAAUCUCUCAUAAUCACAGUGAUCUGGCAGCAUUUUCUGAUAUAAAGAAGAGGCCAGCUGUUGACUCCAUGGGCCGUCCAAAGAACAUUGAUGAUUUUAUGCAGUUGCAAAUGCUUGAAUCCAUGAGCUGGGGUGGGUAUCUAAGCUGUCUCUUAUUUGGUGGCAUCAACUAUCAAAUUGAGCAUCAUUUGGCCCCAUGUGUUCCCUCUCCCCUUUUAUAUCACUACCUGUCUCCCUUCCUGCGUGAAAUGGCACAGCGCCGAGGGUGGAGCUAUGUCUAUGAACCUGACUUUGCAAGUGCAAUGGCUUCGUAUCAUGAACACAUUUACCAAAUGAGCUUGCCCCCAAAGAAACUGGAAUAGGUGUUGCUUGAUGAAGCCGAGACCAGGAAACUUUGAAUCAGGGACGACCACAUGCAAGCAACAGUAGAGUUUCUCGUAAAUAGUAUAUAAAGUACAGAUAUCGAAUGUUCUGUUUUGGGUGGGUGGACAGCCAGUGCCCUAUAAUUGUG
This is a messenger RNA of Seminavis robusta, 1572 nucleotides long. Lineage: Eukaryota; Bacillariophyta; Bacillariophyceae; Naviculales; Naviculaceae. The record is from the annotation of a GenBank genome assembly.